AUGCAUGUUAGUGGACAUGGAGAAGGACCCGGAACCGCCGAGCAUCUGGACACGUGGCAAUUGUUGAAUAGACAGACAUCAUCUGAAAGAACGAAACUCGAGGAGGACCUUGAAGUUGUCGCGCGACGACUAGCAUCCUCAUCCGACUCUGGCGACAGUUCGUCGUCUGACUCCGGAAGCUCCAAUGGCGACGGAGGUGGCAGUGGCGGCGACGGAGGGUCAGGACACGGGUCCGGCAAGAAAGGAAAGAAGAAGAAAUCUUCCUCCUCCUCUGAUGGCGGUAACGAUGAAUAUUCCAACGAGGACGACUACAGCGAGGGCGGCGGUAGCGAGGAAGACUAUAACGAAGACGACUACGUGCCCGAUGACGGGAGCACGGAGGGUGAAGGCCGGAGAGAGAGGGGUUCGGGAUCGAGCAGGAGAAAGAAGGGAAAGAAGAAGGGAAAGAAGGGAUCAAGCAGUAGAGGAGGGGACGGAAAGAAGGGGAAGAAGGGGAAGAAGGGAAAGAGAGGAAAGAAAGGGAAGAAAAAGGGCGACUCGACGCCGCCAAUUGCGGGCGAUCCAACCACCCAACUCCCUCCCGUUACAAUCGUCCCCCCGUUCACGGUGAAAAAUCCCCCGGUUAUAUCAUUCCCGCCGAAAAUCACCAAUCCGAAACCCGUCGAUCCAUCACCAGCUCCCCCGGUCGGUCCCCUCAUACCCGAUAAUGUCAACCCGUUACCGUUCGAUCUCAUCCCUGUACCCCAACGAACAACCACCGAUACGUUCACGCUAAACCCGUUUAAAGGCAGAGUCGCGGAUUUCCCAUUGGAGCCUAGUCGUAAGGACCCUAAAGCGGGUCUGAUAAUAAAGCCAAAACCGAAAGUGCCGACUCUCCCGCCAAAACCGAAGGUGCCGACUCUGCCGCCCGCACCGAAACCCAAGGUGCAGAUCCCGCCGAAUAUUCCGCCGGCGACGGGAGAAGACAACCCGUUCGCAAGUCCGUUUGACCCGCCGCCCAACCCGAACGGCCCGCUGAACCCGACUGACCCCGUGAAUCCGCUCAAUCCGCUGCAGCCGCUGUCGCCGUCGCCGCCCGUGGCUGCUCCCAAGCCUUCUCCGCCUCCAGAUGAUGGUGCCGGUAUCCCCAACACCACCGUCCCUCAGAUGCUCCCCGAUUCCUACAACGCCUCAACAGUCAUCAAGCCAAAAACCACCACCACCACAACCGCCCCUCCCGCGCCUCCCAACGACGCUGGAGUCAACACGCUCAUGGUCGUGCUGAUGGUGACCAUUCCCCUGGGUGCAGCAGCGGUGAUUACAAUGGGUAUGCUGGGGUGGAGUCAGUACAAGAAGUGGAGCAUGAGUUCCCAAGGCCCUGCCACUGCUGGGAGAGGAGGUGGUGGGCUUGGUGGUGGGGGGUAUGAGACCCUAGGAGGAGGGCCGUUCAACCGAUAA
Molecule: messenger RNA, 1437 nt
Organism: Closterium sp. Yama58-4
Lineage: Eukaryota; Viridiplantae; Streptophyta; Zygnematophyceae; Desmidiales; Closteriaceae
Source: the annotation of a GenBank genome assembly